This is a messenger RNA of Leptopilina boulardi, 1849 nucleotides long. Its product is annotated as bromodomain-containing protein DDB_G0280777-like. The record is from RefSeq and is a predicted model, not a curated record. The transcript has 4 exons. The coding region runs from base 115 to 1218 and encodes 367 amino acids. NCBI's taxonomy places the organism in Eukaryota, Metazoa, Arthropoda, Insecta, Hymenoptera, Figitidae.
AGAUAUCGUUGUUUUUGGGUGGUUUUGGCUAUUUUAGACAGUUUGUCGUCAAUCUACAAGUGAAAAGGAGUAGUUCUCCAGUUUUAUAGUGAAAAAAAGCAAGUCGAAACCCGCAUGCCUAGGAGAAGUGCAGGAAGAAGCCCUGCUGUGAAAAAGGGAAAAAACACACCCAAGAAAUCAAAAAAAGAAGAGAAAAUGGACCAAGGUUCGCAACAGGGGCAACUGGUGCAACAGGGAAUCUCACAACAGGAUCAACAGUUGCAAGGAUCCCAACCGCAACAAAUUCAACAAGGGCAACUUGCUCUGCAUCAACCGCAGGUGUAUCAGGGGCCUCCACAACAACAACUGCAAUUACAGCAGGGGCUUCCAAUUCAGCAACAACAACUGCAGCAGGUGGUUCCAAUUCAGCAACAGCAACUGCAGCAGGUGGUUCAAAUGCAACCACAGCAGGUGUUUCAAGGACCCCCGCAAAUGCAGGUUCAAGAGCAAGGAUUCCAACAACAGCUGCAACAAAAACCCCUACAGCAGCAACAACAAUUGCAGCAAGGACUUCCGGAACUUCCAAUGCAGCAGUCUCAGCUGCAUCAGGAAUCUGCACAACAGCAGUUCCAGCUACAACAGGGUCUUCAACAACAGCUACAACAAGGGAUUCCACUUCAGCAAUCGCAAAUAUAUAUACAGGGACCCCCACAACAACAACUGCAGCUAGUCCAGGGACAACUGUAUCGGAGACCUCCAGCAGAGCAAAUCCAGGUGAACCAGGGACUUCCUUCACAGCAAUUUCAACCUUAUCCAAGACCUCUGCAACAACUGAAAACGCUCCAGGGACCUGAACAACAGUAUCUGUAUUCAGCUGCAGUUCAACAACAGCAAGGACUUGGAGGAAAACAGCGAGAAUUUCAACAACAAUCGCUACAACUGGAAAAAGAGGAUCAACAGACUGGAGAUUUGUUGCAUGUGCAGCAAUUGGAAGAAGCUCGUUGCAAUAAAUCCGACACAACGCAAAAGCGCUACUUUCAAAGCGUGCAAUACCAAACUCGUAGCAACACAAUGCACAACCAAAUCAAGAAAUUCGAGGAUCGAUUGACAGAGGUCGAAAAACAAUUAAAAUUUUUGAAAUUUACCGUCACUGAUUUGGAGAGAGAUAGAGAGAGGGAGAAGGAAAAAGCUCGAGAGAGAGAAAGACAAUUCGAAAAGGAAAGAAGAAAUCGAUAUUAACGUGCUCAAAUUUCAUUUUUAUUUUUAUUUAAUUUUUUUUAUUAGUAACGCUGAUUUUCUUCGAUGUUGAAAAAGGUUCAACUCCCUGAUGACUUUUAACUAAAAAUGUGUUUUGUUAUUUAAGAUAUAUCCCAUGUUAUUAGUCAAAAUUUUUUCUAAGCAUUAAUCAUAUCUUAAUAUAAAUUGUCUAUUAUUUCCAGAAUCAAUUUUUUAAUAUUCUUAGUAUCCAGAGAAAGAGUUUACACUAUUUUAUUUGACAAAUUUGUAAUUAGAAAUCAAAAUUUCAUAGACUUUUAAAUUUACUUUUCUCACAAUUUUUUAAUACAAUAUCUCUCGCGAGAUUUUUUUUUAAAUUAUUUAAUUUAAACGAAUGAUGGUUAAUUCUUUUUAGAAAAAUAUUCUUGUCAUCUUCACCGAACGAAUUAACGAAAAAGUUAACUCUUUCUCUGGAUAAUAAAAAUUGAUUCAGGAAAUAAAAAGGUACUAUUUAUUAAUUAAAACAUGUUCAAUACUUAGAAAAAGCUUUGACCAAUUUUGAGUAUAAGAAAAAUAUUAUUUUAUUUUGUUUCGCUUGCGUUUAUCUUUAUAUUGUGUUCAUGUAUUUUAGAAAAGGUUCAACCUUGUGAUAUGA